This is a messenger RNA of Chilo suppressalis (striped riceborer), 676 nucleotides long. NCBI's taxonomy places the organism in Eukaryota, Metazoa, Arthropoda, Insecta, Lepidoptera, Crambidae. The record is from the annotation of a GenBank genome assembly.
AGCGAGCGGUAGAAUGUUCUGUGUCACGGAGUUAAUAUACCGUAAAUACUUUAUUGCGCCGAACGCGUUCCAAAAAUGUUUAGUUUAUUAUUUCGAAUUGUUUUCUUACACAUUUUACUGUACCAAGUUUCGGCUGAACACGAUCAUGAAAGCCCCUUUGCAGCAGUUGUGAAGAAGGCCCUCAUUAGCACAGCACGCAUGUGUAUGGACAAAAUCAAUGCGACAGAAAAGGAUUUGGAAGAUCUCCGUGCCGACCCUCCGUUCCCAGAAAAGGCGGCAUGUAUUGUGAAAUGUUUACUCGAAAAGAUUGGCGUCAUUAAGCACAAUAAAUAUUCCAAGAGCGGCUUCAUAGACAUAGUGACACCGCUAGUACUCAAGAAUAAAAAGAAAAUGGCACAUAUGAAAACAGUUUCUGAGAACUGCGAUAAAGAGAUAAACCAUCAAGAAACGACCCCGUGUCAUCUCGGAAACGAAGUAACAACCUGUAUCUUCAAAUACGCUCCCGAGUUACAUUUCAAAUCGAAACCCUGAAUCUGAAUAUAAUGAAUACUUAAAAAAUAUUAUUUUCUUUUACUAACUUUAGUAUUUCGAAUGAUAUCGAAAUGAGUUUCUUAAUAUAACUAUUCAGUGUAGGCUUUUCCUGUUUCAUUUGUAGUUUUCUAUUAAAACAUUUCUA